Molecule: messenger RNA, 1735 nt
Organism: Hemibagrus wyckioides
Lineage: Eukaryota; Metazoa; Chordata; Actinopteri; Siluriformes; Bagridae
Exons: 4
Coding region: 114-1190 (358 amino acids)
Biological process (GO): negative regulation of transcription by RNA polymerase II
Cellular component (GO): cytosol
Molecular function (GO): protein-folding chaperone binding
Source: RefSeq, a predicted model, not a curated record
CAGUGGAAAGAUGCAGUCAGUAGUAGCUUGGUAACACAGAACCGGCUCGAGCUUCAGCACUACCGGCAGCAUCAGCAUCAGCAGCAUCAGCACCAGCAGCACCUAUAGCCAUCAUGGUUCUCAUCUGGACACAGUUUGGCGUGAAGCAUAAGAACGUCAAGUGCAAGGUGCGAGUGAUCCACGGCGAGGAAAGCUGGACCUCCGAGGAGGUGCAUGAGGACCCUGAAAUACCCAGUCCUCCUUCUUCACCAGUGUGUGUAGACCACUAUGCUGUGUUAGGGGUGUCAAGCGACUCGAACGAGGAGGAGAUCAGACGCGCAUAUAAACGGCUGGCACUUCGCUAUCAUCCCGACAAAAAUCCAGAUGCGGAUGCAGAGGAGAAGUUCAAACAGAUUGCACAAGCCUAUGAGAUCCUUACAGAUUCUGAAAAGCGCAGCCUUUAUGACCAGCAAGGUUUGUCUAAGGGACAGAUGUCUUCUGCAAAAGCAGACCCAACCCCCAGUGGCCCCAAGGUCGACACCCAUGCCUGGCGCAUCUUCUUCAACUUUGAGUUCGACUCAGAUGAGGACCUCUUCAACCCGUUUCUGAGGAACCCUCAACCCCACCUGGGUCGUCACCACAGCAACAAGACGGGGUCCCACCCUGGGGGUGCAAGUGAAGUGCAUGACCUCUACGUGUCUCUGGAAGACAUUCUGACAGGUGUAACAAAGCGUGUCAAAGUCACUCGGCUCCGUCCCACAGAAAAGAACACACUUCAGCCAGAGGAACGUGUGAUCGAUGUAGAGGUGAAGAAAGGAUGGAAGGAAGGGACCAAGAUCACCUUUCCAGGGGAGGGACAAGGGGCGUCAGGCCAUGGCCCGAAUGACCUCACGUUUGUGGUCAAAGAGAAGAAGCAUAGCCACUUCAAACGGGAAGGGUCCAACAUCGUCUACACAGCCACCAUAACGCUCAGAGAGGCAUUAUGUGGAUGUACUGUUAGUAUCCCCACUCUUGAUGGACAGUCAAAGCCUGUCCCCUGCAGCGAUGUCAUCAAGCCUGGCUCAGUGAGAAGACUAAUCGGGGAGGGGCUUCCCCGGGCCAAGAACUCAGCCCAGCGUGGUGACCUGUUGGUCGAGUUCCAGGUGGUGUUUCCUGAGCGCAUCCCACCAUCCAGCAAGGAGAUCAUCAAACACAGCCUUGGACAAUGUUAACACAAAAAUGCAAACUCACACAGAUCUAGUGAGGGUGGUAGCAUCAAUUUUUUGUCUCUGUGAGGCAUAUUGUGUGCCGGACUGUACACACAUGCACACAAAAUAUCAGCAUCAUAGAUAGUCCAUAGAUUUUAGACAAACACACACAUUACACUCAGACCUACCACCUAUAGUCAUAAGACAGACAGGUACACACAAAUGCAGACACUGAUACACACAGAGGUGCUACUCUUAAAGUAUCAACACACAUCCUGUAUGUAGCAGGACGUGACAUGCUCUAUGGGAGAGGGCUCGAUGGCCUCCUUUAGGAAAUUGCUGUUCCUAUGAUGACCAUCUCAACUUGCUCUAAACAAUGACAAAUUUGUACUUGUGUACAGAAUCGUCAAUUAAUUAGUCUCUAUGAGAGAACCUGUGUCAUGUUUCAAUGAAUUAUUUAUAAAGGAUAAUUAUAUGAAGAUUUCAGUGUGCUGUAUAAUCUGGCAUGUAGGCUAAGCCUGUAUGAAAAGCAUGUUUUUUAUGUACAAAUAAAGACUUUAUUAAAUAAA